UUCCCGCUGAUAUUCUGACGCAAACUGAUAAAUGAAGCUCAUUGGGUGAAGCAGAUAAGCCGCGAAAUAGCACACCCAUGCCCAUAUUUCCAUAUGCACCAUGUGCAUCAGCAAAGGAAUCGAGUGCCGAUUCAAUAGGAAUCGAGUUUUUCCAAAGGCGGGAAACGUGCCGCCUGGUGCCGCCAACGUUCGUAAGGUGACAGAGCGCGUUUAUAUUGACGUAGUUUAUAUUCUGUGAAACAUAGAAGUGAUUGAAUAGAUUCCGAAAAAUCUACAUGCAAUUAGCGGUUUAAAACUAGUUGCGUUUAAUGCUUAUUUCGAUAUGGCCACUCAGCAAUUAACCAAAAACUGUAUUUCGUUGAAAGGUUCUGCUUCUUUGGUUAAAGAGUACCUUAAUUAUGGUGUCAACAGUAUUCUUUAUCAGAGAGGUAUUUAUCCUGCAGAGUCAUUUCAAACUGAAGAACAUUUUGGGAUCACUACUUUCAUGUCUUCUAAUGAGAAAAUUAAGGAGUUCUUAACAAAUGUGUUAACCCAAAUUGAAGAUUGGUUAGUGAAAAAGAAAGUGGAGCGAAUUACUCUUGUUAUAAAUGAUGUGAAAACGAAAGAAACUUUGGAGAGAUGGGAUUUCAAAGUUCAGUAUGAAGUUGGUGUAACUGUGGGGAAAGAAGGGGAAGAAACAGGAAAAAAGGAAUUGAAAGAAAUUCAAAAAGAAAUAAGGGACGUUCUUCGCCAAAUUACAGCCACUAUUAGUUUCUUGCCUUUGUUGGAUCGCUUAUGUUCAUUUGACAUACUUGUUCAGACGGUGCAAGAUGCAGAUGUACCACAGCUUUGGGAUGAAACUCAACCUUGUUUUAUAACAAACUCCCAAGAAGUGCAACUCCGUACAUUUUCUACUUCGUUACACAGAAUGGAAACGUUUGUUUCCUACAAGGGAGAAUAAAUAAACUCUUUUAUUGUAUGCUUGGAAAAGAUAAGAAAUGAACAUGGUUUUUUGUGUCAUGACUGUGAUUUUUUUAAAAACAAUUGUAACUGUACAUAAUGCAUGAAUGAGUGGAUGCCUGAAGUUUUUACUCUGAAAAUUUGUACGUUAGUAUCAUUUAGGAACAUUAUUAUUAUUAAUUUCAACUGGUAUUUAUUUAGUUGUCUUUCAGUGUCUUGUAUUAUCACCAAAUUGGACUAACUGCUGUUUCUGCUGUAUUUCAAAUGUUGCUUUAAGGCUUGAUCAUUCAAAUUGUAAUAACUCUUUAACUCCCUUCUUGUGUUGCUAAUGUUGAAAUGGCUAAACAGUUGUAUAUUUCAUUUACUGUUAUCUAUUUCAACAGUAAAUAUUGUACAUAAUGUUUUGUAUUUGUUUUUAUAGUUUCAAAGCCAAUAAAACAGGUGGCACAAUCUGCACUGAUCUAACCGUACAAAAAAUGUGUUUUAGAAGAAAAUGAAAUUGCAGGUGUUAAACCUGAAUAAAUGUUUGUAAUCUGAAA
Molecule: messenger RNA, 1478 nt
Organism: Gryllus bimaculatus (two-spotted cricket)
Lineage: Eukaryota; Metazoa; Arthropoda; Insecta; Orthoptera; Gryllidae
Source: the annotation of a GenBank genome assembly